AUGACAGAAGUGGCGCCCUCCAAGCAGCAGCAGCAGCAGCAGCAGCAGCAGCAGGCAACCGCCGAUGACAACCCGAGUGCAACCCCACCUGCAGGCGCCGUGCCCGCCAUGUUCCUCGGUAAGGAGGAGCGCAAGCGCCUCGCGGCGCAGCGGCGCCAAAAGGAGCGCGACGCGGCCGCAGCGGCCGCUGCGGCCGAGGCGGCGGCCUCGGAGGCUGCGGCUGCGGCUGCGGCUGCCGGGGCGCGGCGGGAGCGGGAGCGGGAGAGGGCCGCGCCGGGGGCGCCGGCGGGGCCGGACAAGCCUUUGCACCCCUUCUUCUCAGCGCGCCCCGAGGGCGGCGGCGGCGGUGCCGCGGGGGCCGCGGGGCCGGCGGGCACGGGCGGCAACGUGUCGGCGGAGCGGCUCAAGCUCGCGAUGGCGCCAGUGCAUGUGCUGCAAUUGGCGGCUGAUGAGAAGCAGCAGCAGCAGCAGCAGGCGCAGCAGGAGCAGCAGCACAGCAGCAGGCGCGACUUGCUCCGCUCGCUGCUCUCACAGCAGCACGAGCGGCAGCACGGCCGAGGGGCGGCGCCGCUCGACGGGCCCCCGUGCCUGGGCCUGAUGGGGGGCGGAGAGGACUGCAGAGAGUGGCACCUGCCCGCGGCCCUGCUGUCGCCGACGCAGCGCGCGCCGCUUCCAGCCGCCCCUUCUCCUGCUCCUGGUGCCGUGGCCUUGGCGGGGGCGUCGCCGCACCCCGUCCUCGCUGAGCUGGCGGCGCACCUGCGGGCCCAGCUGGUGGCAGCUGCCGCGCCCCAGGAAGCUUCCGUCCUGGACCUGCCCUCUGAGGCGGACCUGCUAGGGUGCCUGAUGGCAGAGCUCGAGGAGCUCAAGGCGCUCGCAGCCACCAACUGCGCCGCCGCGGGCGGCUUGGGCGGCGGCCCGCGCGAGCCGUCGCCACUGCCUUCGCCGCUGCCCGCGCCGGAGCUGGACAGCAGCCUGCCCGGCACGCCACGCGCCUGCGGCGCGGGCGAGGCGGGCGGCCCGGCUGCCGCGCCGGCGCUGGCAUCAUCUGCGCAGGGGCAGACGCAGGCGGCGGCGCCGGCCGGCGCCGGCCAGUCGCUCGCGUGGGCCGCCAAGUAUGCGCCCGCGGCCACCUCCCAACUCUGCGGCAAUGCGGCUGCAGGCGCCGCGCUGCGCCAGUGGCUCGCCGAUUGGAAGGAUGGGGGCGGCGAGGGCGGCGAGCGCGGCGGCGGCGGCGCUGACGAGGACGAUCGGUUGUCGGAGGGCAGCAGCUGGCUGAUGUCAGACUUUGAGGACAGCCAGGAUUCGGGGGCCAAGGGGCGCGGCCGCGGUGGCGGGGGGCCCGAGGCGACGAGCAGGUGCGCCGCGGUCGCGCUGCUCGGCCCCGCCGGCUGCGGCAAGAGCGCGGCUGCCUAUGCAGUAGCCCAGGAGCUCGGAUACCACGUGUUGGAGGGCGGGCGCAAGCGGCUCGCAGGGGGCGAUGGGCGCGCGGCGGCGCGGCGCGGCGGAGGCGGCGCCGGCGAUGGGGGCGAGAGCAGCAGCAGCGGAGGGGAUUUCCAGCCGCGGCGGCGCCAGAAGCGCGCGGCUGUCAAGCAGCCCGCAGCGGCGCAGACGCCGCCGGCGGCCGGCCCGCGCCCCAACCCCUGGGCUGCGCGCCUGCUCGCCUCCGCGGACGGCGGCGCCCCCGGCACGCCGGCCGGCGCGUCGCCGGCGCCGGCGCCUGGGACGCAGCAGGACGCGCAGGCGCCGGGGACGCAGCAGCAGGCGCGGCGAGCCAGAUCAGUCAUUCUCUUUGACGAGGCGGACGUCCUACUCAGCCAUGACCGCGGCUUCCUGUCUGCUCUGCUUCCGCUCGUCCGCGCGGCCCGCUGCCCCGUCCUGCUGUGCCUGUCGUCCCCCGCGCCGCCGCCCGCGCUGGACGGGCUGGCGCUGCGGCGCGUGGAGCUUCGGGCGCCGGGCGCGGGGGAGCUGCUGCGGCUGCUGGCGCUGGUGUGUGCGGCGGAGGGGGCGGGCGGCGGCGUCUGCCUGCAGAUGCUGCGGGGCAUCGUGCAGGAACAGGGCCCGGAUGUCAGGGCCUGCCUCACUGCCGCGCAGUUCUGGUGCAGCUCGACGCUCCAACAGCAGCCGUCCCAGCAUAUACGGCAGGAGCAGCCGCAGCCACAGCAGCAGCAGCAGCAGCAGCAGCAGCAGCCGGUUCGUGGCGCCCGCUGCGCCAUGGCGCCCUGGCGCUGGCACGAGCCUGGGGACCAGAUGUGGCGGCUGGCCUGCCUGGCCCAUGGCGCGCUGGCUGCGGCGGCGCCCGCGCUGACCCUACCCCUCUGCGAGCAGCAGCGGCAGCAGCAGCAGCAGCAGCAGCAGCAGCAGCAGCAGCAGCAGCAGCAGCAGCAGGAGCCAGGCAAAGCCACCAAGGAGGCUGAGCAGCGCCGCGCCGCGGCCGCGGCAGAGCGGCGGCGCCUUCAUGGGGAGGCCCACACCGCGCGCCUGGCGCGAGAGGCGCUGCGUCUGGAGCUCGCGCGCACGCAGGCGCUGCGGCGUGCGGCGGCCGCCAAGGCGCGGCAGCGGGCGGCUGCUUUCUGCUUGGAUGAUCCCGGGGAUGGCGGUGGUGGCGGCGGCGGCUUGACCGAGGAGAUUUGGAUGCCUGGGGAUGACGGCGACAACGAGGGAGGGGUCGGGGAUCGUGAAGGCAGCACCCCCGCCGCGGCCACGGCGCGCUGCGGCAGUGGCGGCGGCCGCGGCGCCAGGCGCGGCCGGGGCGGCAAGGCGAAGGCCGGCGGCGCGGCGGGCCGCGUGGCGGCCCUCGCGGCCAUCGCGGCGGCGGCAAACAGGCGCGCGGCGGCGGUGGAGGCGGCGGCGGCGGAGUCGUCGGAUGAGCCCGCAGCGUCUGAGGAGCCGGCGGCCUCCGCUGACGCGACUUCGGCCGACCCUGAGCAAGAGCUGUCCAGCCCUGCGCCUGUUGGCGCACUCGAGCAAGGACAGCCGCAGGCGCCCGGCGCGCCGCCAGAGGGAGGAGCGGCGUUGGCGGCGGCAGCAGGGUCGCCCGAUGCGGACGAGGCGGGGCCUGCUGAUGCGGCGAGAGCAGCAGCAUCGCUCGAAGCCGCUGCAGCAGCACCGGAGGGCCCGCAUGCCGGCGCCGGGCCCGGCAGCAGCAGCCCCCGAGCGACGGAGGCGCUGCCAGCCGCCGCCGCAGGCACGUCAGCGGCGGCAGAGGGCGCAUCGCAGGACCCGUCUUUGCUUCCUGAGGUGCCCGCCCCCGCGCCGCUCGCGCACGCGGGCUGCGCGGCCGCGGCGGCCGCCGACCCUGCCGCCCGCGCGCUCGCGGCGCUCGCGGCCGCGGCGCGCGCCCUCGGCGGCGCGUGGGCGCCGGGCGCAGGCGCCUGGCUGGCCGACAUGGCCCUGCGGGACGAGGACGGCGGCUGCCUGGCAGCUGCCCUGGAAGCUGCCGACGUGGAUGCGGGCGGCGGGCCCAUGACGUCGGAGCCGCGGGCGCCGCACACGGCUUCCGACGGCGGCGCGGCCGCGGCGGCGGGCGCGGCGAUUGUCGCGCGUCUGCUGGCGGCGGCCGCAGGGGCUCACUGCAACGACGGCCCCGCUGCCCUAGCCUGCAGCGCCGACGGGCCGGGGGUGCUGCGCUUUUUCUACCUGUCUCGCGCCCUCGUCCUCGCUGCGCCCCGCGCCGCCGCGCACGGUCGCGCGCCGUCGCUCCAGCGCGCCGCCGCGCUCGCGGCGCUGUGCCGCGCCGAGGCCGCGCGAGAGGCGGAGCACGCGGCGGCGGCGCGGGGCGUGCGGGUGCGGAGGGCGGCUGCGUUUGAGCACCACCUCAGGCGGCAGGCGGCAGCCGUGGUGGAGCACCCCCACCUGCUGCGCGCCCUGAUCGCCGCCUCUAGUUACGGCCGCGGCAGCGGUCAAGGAAAUGGCGGCUGUGGCGACGUUUGA
Messenger RNA from Monoraphidium neglectum, 3930 nucleotides. RefSeq lists its product as hypothetical. The coding region runs from base 1 to 3930 and encodes 1309 amino acids. Gene Ontology annotation, biological process: DNA damage checkpoint signaling; mitotic DNA replication checkpoint signaling; DNA repair. Lineage: Eukaryota; Viridiplantae; Chlorophyta; Chlorophyceae; Sphaeropleales; Selenastraceae. The transcript has 5 exons. Gene Ontology annotation, molecular function: chromatin binding; ATP hydrolysis activity. The record is from RefSeq and is a predicted model, not a curated record.